AUGGCUGUGAUUUUAUCCAAGAAAGCUGAAUUUUGCUCAGAUUGUACGGUUGAGUUCUGGGCGUGUUGCGGUGUAGUUUAUGCUGCCGCUUGGAGGUUUCAAGUGCCCCUUCCUGAGAAUCCGCCAUGGUGGAAGGCAUUUGAUGCUGAGAAAUCAGGGAUUGACGAAGUUUGUAGGGUGCUGGCUCAUCUGUACAGCCUUCCUAAAGCAAAGUACGUACCAGUCUGUAAGGAUGGAGAUUCUUUUACAUUUUCUAACAAGUCAUGUAAUUCACAGCCUCGGCCAAUUCCAAAGGCUGCAGCAGAAGUCAAUCCUGAAUCUGGUGGAUCAAAGGGUGUGUUGGCCAAGCUAGCCAUUGAUAAGCUGAAGGACUCUAAAGAGAGUGAUGAAAGUAUGCCUAUCGAGGGAGAGGCAAUAGAAGAUUUCAGUAUCAAAUCCAAGUCUGAACGCAAAAUGGAAUCUAGUGGCAAUAAAAGCAGGGACAGGGACAGGGACAGGGAGAGAGAUAAGGAGAGGGAAAGGGAGAGAGACAGAGACAGAGACAGAGACAGGGAUAGAAUGAAAGUCCGGGGGGCAGGGAUUCUGACCGGGAAUGAGAUCGAGAAGAGGCUGAGAGGGACAGAACCAAGGACCGAGGUUAUCGUUCAAAGGAUAGAGCAAAAGAUUCAGGUUGGUUAUGGGUUUUAUACCUCCCCCCCCUCCCCCCAACGUUGUCAAAAUUGGAUUUAUGAACUUGCGUCAUAUCAAAUUUUCUCAAUCUUCAAUUUCUAUGUUGAAUGCACAAUAUUCUGCAGGGGGCAUUUGGAGAAAUCAAGACAUCAGUCGUCCCGAGGUAUGCUUAUUCAAGAAUAG
Molecule: messenger RNA, 852 nt
Organism: Prunus armeniaca (apricot)
Lineage: Eukaryota; Viridiplantae; Streptophyta; Magnoliopsida; Rosales; Rosaceae
Source: the annotation of a GenBank genome assembly